AAAGGCUCCCCGCAUCCACGGGGUUAUUACAAGUGCAGCAGCGUGCGGGGAUGCCCGGCCCGGAAGCACGUGGAGAGAGCGGUGGAUGACCCGUCGAUGCUGGUGGUGACCUACGAAGGAGAUCACAAUCACAACACGCUGUCCAUUGCUGAGACGGCUAAUCUCAUCUUAGAAUCCUCCUGAAUUUGAUUAGCUUCUGUUUUAACUUUUUUUAUUUUUUUGAAUGUGGGGGUGGGAAGGAAGGAAUUAGAUAGCAAAACUGUAAUAGGGGGGUUGGGUCGAGGAAGAAGAUGCAAGAUGAUGAACAAAUUCA
This is a messenger RNA of Linum tenue, 313 nucleotides long. The record is from the annotation of a GenBank genome assembly. Lineage: Eukaryota; Viridiplantae; Streptophyta; Magnoliopsida; Malpighiales; Linaceae.